AUGGCGGAUAAGAUUCCCACGCUUAUCGAAUCCGGCCUGCUUAACGGCGGCAAGCGCUCAGUCGUUGACUCGGAGCUGGGCCCUGGAUCCACCACUUUCCCUCACUUUCAUACCCUCUUCACCGAAAACUUCAAACUGCUUUCUGGUGAUAUGACGGUCAUCAUGGCACCAGAGGGAGUCAAGGACGCCGCAGCAAUGAAGGAGAUCCCAAUGAAGAUCGGAGAAGACAACACGGUCCCAAGAUUCACGGCACACACGUUUCGGGCCGGCGAAGAGGGCAGCCGAGUUAUGGUUACAUUCGAGCCGGCUGCGAUUGGCUUCGAGCGAGUUAUUCUUAUUAUGCGCGGUCUCCAGGAUGAUGCGGAAUACAAAUCUUGGGGCAGUGGAACAACGGAGGAGAACGCGAUGCUUGUGUCCGUUCUCAGCGAAUUGACGGAUUCGCACCCGCUGCUGGCAAGUGACAGUGAAAUGUUGGACAAACAAGACAAAGAGGCGCACGAGAAAUUCAAGAGCGAGCUUAUCAGUAAAUAUGCUACGGAUGAUAUGAUUAAGGCAGCAGUUGCCAAGGCUGCUGCAUCUGCAUAA
Molecule: messenger RNA, 585 nt
Organism: Trichoderma virens Gv29-8
Lineage: Eukaryota; Fungi; Ascomycota; Sordariomycetes; Hypocreales; Hypocreaceae
Exons: 1
Coding region: 1-585 (194 amino acids)
Source: RefSeq, a predicted model, not a curated record